Messenger RNA from Microthlaspi erraticum, 789 nucleotides. The record is from the annotation of a GenBank genome assembly. NCBI's taxonomy places the organism in Eukaryota, Viridiplantae, Streptophyta, Magnoliopsida, Brassicales, Brassicaceae.
AUGAUGCUCAAGGCCGCUUCAUCUUUCUCGCUCGUGAACAUCCAUGGAGGGAAGAAGGACAUCUCUCCUCUCUUCUCUUCCGUUUCCUCCCCGACUGAUUUCUCCUUGAGUCUUCCGGUUUCUUCGGGAAAAUCCGGAAACCUCUCCUUCUCUCUCCGUGCCUCUAAGGCCACCACCACCCAGACGGUAAGCGGCGUCGUUUUCGAGCCGUUUGAGGAGGUGAAGAAGGAGCUCGAUCUCGUCCCUACGGGUCCACAGGCUUCACUUGCUCGACAUAUGUUCUCCCCAGAGUGCGAAGCCGCCAUUAACGAGCAGAUCAACGUGGAAUACAACGUGUCUUAUGUGUAUCAUGCUCUGUACGCUUAUUUCGAUCGGGAUAACGUUGCCCUCAAGGGUCUUGCCAAGUUUUUCAAGGACUCGAGUGUGGAAGAACGAGAACACGCUGAGUUGUUGAUGGAGUAUCAGAACAAACGUGGUGGGAGGGUUAAGUUACAGCCCAUGGUGAUGCCUCCGUCUGAGUUUGAUCACCUUGAGAAAGGAGAUGCUCUCUAUGCCAUGGAGCUGGCUCUAUCUUUGGAGAAGCUAGUCAACGAGAAGCUUCUAAACUUGCACAGUGUGGCUUCGAAGAACGAUGAUGUCCAGUUGGCAGAUUUUGUUGAGAGCGUGUUUCUAAGCGAACAGGUGGAAGCAAUCAAGAAAAUCUCAGAAUACGUUUCUCAGCUUAGAAGACUCGGCAAAGGACAUGGAACAUGGCAUUUCGAUCAGGAGCUUCUGGAAGCUGCUGCGUGA